Molecule: messenger RNA, 2353 nt
Organism: Amorphotheca resinae ATCC 22711
Lineage: Eukaryota; Fungi; Ascomycota; Leotiomycetes; Helotiales; Amorphothecaceae
Exons: 5
Coding region: 170-2062 (630 amino acids)
Biological process (GO): regulation of DNA-templated transcription
Molecular function (GO): DNA-binding transcription factor activity, RNA polymerase II-specific; zinc ion binding
Source: RefSeq, a predicted model, not a curated record
UUGCUCUUCUUCGCUCCCGUUGUUAACUUUGGCUCCCCUUAUAGAGUUUGAUCUGGGCCUCACAGAGUUUGAUUCCCAAACAGGACAAGAUUCUGAUCCUUCACGCUCCCCUUCGUGGCAGUCAGGCUCUCCCCAGUGUUCCGACCUUUUCCAUUUUGAAAGUGAUUUCAUGCAACCAGAAAGCUAUGCUGGGGACACAUAUCCAAUAGAGAACACUCAGUUGUCCUUAUCAGUCCCGAGACACUCGCAGCCAAUGCAGGACACUUAUCCAAGUAAUCCGGAUACGAUAUCACCCGGUCCCUGGAACUCAGAGCGUGCAUUAAACAACCAGGGGAUGGGUUUUGACUAUACCGCCUUGGGCCCAACUGGCGGGAUUUCAUACAAUGCUCUCGGAUUACCAGAAAAUAACCUAGACCUCGGCCAGGAAGUUCCUGGAGCCCGAGUUCCUGGAGCCUUUGAACCUGUACCAGCCAGUCAAGAUACGGAGGGAGAGGAUAAAGACUGGCAAAGUGUCCCAUCAAACGCUAGUAGCCCCUGGGCAUCGCAGAAUUCCUCUCAAUCGGGAAGUCCCGCAUGGUGCAAGAUCAAGCCCUUUCCUCCAAGCUCCUCACCAAAAGGAUCCUAUGAUGGGACCAACUCACAUGCCUCUAGUGCUUCUACCGCAUUGUCGAAUCCGAAACGACGUGGUGCCCGCAAUCGCACGUUAACUCCUCAGGAAAAGCAAGAGGCUAUGGAUGUAAGGAAAGCGAAGGCAUGCUGGGCAUGCCAUCUAUCUAAGAUAAAGUGUUCCCCAUGUUCCUCCGGUUCUCCUUGCCAGCAGUGCGACAGGUUGAGUGGCAAGAGAAGAUUUUGCCUUCUGCCUUGCUUCAACGACCCACUCGAAUCGCUCCAGACAUUCCUGGCACCCGAAUAUCUCCUGGGCCAUUUGAAAGAGGCCAAAGGGGCAGAGUUCCUAAGCAAGAACGCAACGGGCUGGGGGACACAGCAGAUACAUGUGCGAAUGACCUGGGGGUACUGGAGACCUCUGGAAGCUACGGUGGUAACUCUUGCUGUGCCCAGCAACUCUCGGCUUGGAUAUCAUCACCAAACGCAGGCAAGUGGAACCCGUCAACCGACGCUGGUGCGGAAGAAGAGCCCGCCCCUGGGAAUCCCGCCCGCAUCUAUGGGAGGGAUGCCGGAGGAAUACCGCCGCAUUGUCAAUGAAAUCGUGACAACUGAUCUGGAUAUGUAUGUCCCGAUCGUAUACGACGAUCAAGACUCAAAGCUUCCCGAGCGUCUCCUCAAAGCCAUCUGCUCCUUUUACAGCGCCGGGCUGGCAGCCGGUCAGGAGUGUGAAACUCUGCGCGAAGCCCUCGAAGUACACGUCACCUGCACGAUGCUCGAGCGAAGCCUUAUCCUCGACGAGAAAUCCAUGUGGCAAGUGGAAGAACUUCUCGGGGAGCAAUACCCACCUCGAUCAGCCGCGAAUUGCGUGCAGAGACAGAUCAAAUAUGCAUUGUUUGCAUCCCAGCAGCAGCGGAUAUUCGACGUGCUCCGUAAUUGGGGAAAUAUGGGGUGGGUCAGCAACCCGAGGGUGAGCAUUGAGGAGAAGUGGGCAACGAGCUUUAGUGUGCUGCUCACCUUGAUCCUCAUCAUGGACAAGACGCUGGAAACGGCGUAUUACUUCUGUGAGGGAAGGAUCAAACACCAUGGGUACGAAGCGACGGCCGAGAGACGUCAAUUCCACGAGCUUGUGCGGUUGAUGCAGACCGAGCUAUUGGACAAACUGAAGGAGAUAUUCCACUCGAGCUUCAAAACGAGGAAGGGCGGAAGGGAGGCGUGCAAUCCCAUUCGAGAUGGAGCCGGGACCGCGUUUCAGAGGAGGUCGGUCGAUGACGCGAGCACGGUCGAUGAGAGCAUUCUGCGACUGGUCGAGGAUCUGCAGACGGUGGUUGAAGACUUUGGCGCGGAGGUGAGGCAACACAGGCGGGCUAGCCCUGCAGGGGGGUGCUAUUCCCCAUACACGAAUGCUGGGCGCUUGGCCGCGAUCUUCCUGGCGGAUUUCCUGGCCUACAAGUCGUGAGCCGGAUCGGGCAUCCGAGGGAGUUCCGCUGGCAUCUGGUAAAAGACGUCGGCUGCUGGCAGAGACAGAGGAGUCAUGAUGACGGCGGUGGUGUCGGAGCCAGAAGUGAAGGACUGCGCCCCGAUGUGGACCAGGGCGGAUGGUUUCAAGGAAAAGGGGAAGGGGAUGGGAAAAGAAAAGAAAGAAGUGAAGGUGAUGAAGUGUAAGGUCAUGAGGUGAGGCAGCCAGGUAUGAUCCGUUACGGCAGUCAGGACAGCUGGCAGCAUCGUCUCGGUGAGAGGAGGCACGUGC